This is a messenger RNA of Callithrix jacchus (white-tufted-ear marmoset), 2005 nucleotides long. It is a transcript of the gene SLC35H1, whose product is annotated as solute carrier family 35 member H1. NCBI's taxonomy places the organism in Eukaryota, Metazoa, Chordata, Mammalia, Primates, Cebidae. The record is from RefSeq and is a predicted model, not a curated record.
CCCAGCCCCUGCAGCUUCCGGCGGAAGUUACCGACGCUGCCGCGGUUCGGCUGCGUCAUCCGGUCUCACACUUCCGGUGGGAAGAUUCCGGCCGGGAGUUCCCCAGGCCGAGCAGACCUAGGGGCUGGUGAAAGCUGCAUCCAGUUAACCAUGGGAAGGCUCAGCACCAGCCACCAGCCCCUUAGGUGAGGACUCCGCCUGAGGCUCCGCUGAUGGUUCCAAGUCAUGGAGCUACAGAGAGCUCCUCCAGUCAGGAGACGUUCUUGGUGAAAGCUGUGGUCCCGCUCCGCCGGCUCUUCCUGCAAGUUGUCUUCAAGAGGGGUGCCUGCCCCCGCUGACUCAGGAGCUCGGGUGCUGCAGCCGCCACGAAUGGGGAGGUGGGCUCUCGAUGUGGCCUUUGUGUGGAAGGCGGUGUUGACCCUGGGGCUGGUGCUUCUCUACUAUUGCUUCUCCAUCGGUAUCACCUUCUACAACAAAUGGCUGACAAAGAGCUUCCAUUUCCCCCUCUUCAUGACGAUGCUGCACCUGGCCGUGAUCUUCCUCUUUUCCGCCCUGUCCAGGGCGCUGGUUCAGUGUUCCAGCCACAGGGCCCGCGUGGUGCUGAGCUGGGCGGACUACCUCAGAAGAGUGGCUCCCACAGCUCUAGCGACGGCACUUGAUGUGGGCUUGUCCAACUGGAGCUUCCUCUAUGUCACUGUCUCGCUGUACACAAUGACCAAAUCCUCAGCUGUCCUCUUCAUCUUGAUCUUCUCUCUGAUCUUCAAGCUGGAGGAGCUGGGGCUGCUGACCCCAGACUCCGAAUGUGAUGAACCCUUGACCCUGAAGACCCCUAAGUUAGCUGCCACUGCCUCCCCAUCCUCCCAGCGCGCUGCACUGGUCCUGGUGGUCCUCCUCAUCGCCGGGGGUCUCUUCAUGUUCACCUACAAGUCCACACAGUUCAACGUGGAGGGCUUUGCUUUGGUGCUGGGGGCCUCAUUCAUCGGUGGCAUUCGCUGGACCCUCACCCAGAUGCUGCUGCAGAAGGCUGAACUCGGCCUCCAGAAUCCCAUUGACACCAUGUUCCACCUGCAGCCACUCAUGUUCCUGGGGCUCUUCCCUCUCUUUGCUGUAUUUGAAGGUCUCCAUUUGUCCACAUCUGAGAAAAUCUUCCGUUUCCAGGACACAGGACUGCUCCUCCGGGUACUUGGGAGCCUCUUCCUUGGCGGGAUUCUCGCCUUUGGUUUGGGCUUCUCUGAGUUCCUCCUGGUCUCCAGAACCUCCAGCCUCACUCUCUCCAUUGCUGGCAUUUUUAAGGAAGUCUGCACUUUGCUGUUGGCAGCUCAUCUGCUGGGCGAUCAGAUCAGCCUCCUGAACUGGCUGGGUUUUGCCCUCUGCCUCUCGGGAAUAUCCCUCCAUGUUGCCCUCAAAGCUCUGCAUUCCAGAGGUGAUGGUGGCCCCAAGCCCUUGAAGGGGAUGGGCUCCAGCCCCGACCUGGAGCUGCUGCUCCGGAGCAGCCAGCAAGAGGAAGGUGACAAUGAGGAGGAGUACUUUGUGGCCCAGGGGCAGCAGUGACCAGCCAGGGCGAGUGGCUUAGAAGCAGGCCACUCCCCAACCUGCUGCCAGCACUUACUGUGCUCAAGCCUCGGGGGUUCUUCACGGUAUCUGGGAGCUGCUGAAUCGGACAGAGAGUCACCAUGUGGUGGGGCCAGGCCAGAGACUCGUGACUCCUACCCCUCCCUUGGGAGCUUGGUCACACGAGAGGCGAGCACCAGGCCAGCAUGGGUCUUGGCCAGACCUGGGCACAAGCUGUGCUGGAAUCACAGCAGGAGAAGGGAGUAGGCUGGUUCUUCCCAAGCUCUGACAGCCAAGACUCAUUCCGAGGUACAGCAGCUUUCUAAGGGGACCAGGUUUGGAUUGUGGAGCAAUUGGGAACAGGACCUGGAGGGGCUAGGGCCUCACCACCUGGGCAGCAUCUUCUCAGAGAGCAGAUUUAUUUAUAGUUUGGAAAUAAAUGGUUCACAGUCCA